Myxocyprinus asiaticus (Chinese sucker) is the source of this 5114-nucleotide messenger RNA. RefSeq names its product trafficking protein, kinesin binding 1b (gene trak1b). Bases 373 to 2874 code for a protein of 833 amino acids. The record is from RefSeq and is a predicted model, not a curated record. Gene Ontology annotation, cellular component: dendrite. Gene Ontology annotation, molecular function: GABA receptor binding. The transcript is spliced from 16 exons. Gene Ontology annotation, biological process: anterograde axonal transport of mitochondrion; endosome to lysosome transport; neurogenesis. NCBI's taxonomy places the organism in Eukaryota, Metazoa, Chordata, Actinopteri, Cypriniformes, Catostomidae.
GACAAGUCCAGUUCUGAGUGCUCGAGAACACAUCCUACAGAACCCGAGCACCUCGUCUCCAUCCCAGAAGAGCAGUAUGUAGGCGAUGGAACUGAGGAACCAGUGCCCCUGCUGCCACACGCCCGCUACAGGGACGCAGAGACAAUCACAGAUGUUUGUAACAGCACAGAGCUCCCUGAGGUGGAGAUUAUCAGUCUGCUGGAGGAGCAGUUGCCGAUCUACAGGCUGAGGGCUGACAGUGUGUAUGGCUAUGAGCAUGAUGACUGGAUCCACACGCCUCUCAUCUCUCCCGACACAUGUGUAGAUCUCACCUCUGAGCAGAUUGAGGAGACCCUCAAAUACUUUUUACUAUGUGCUGAGCGAGUGGGCCAGAUGACUAAGACCUACAAUGACAUUGAUGCUGUAACAAGACUUCUGGAGGAGAAAGAGAGGGACCUGGAGCUUGCAGCCCAGAUCGGUCAGUCCCUCCUGAAGAAGAACCGAGUUCUGUCCGAACAGAAUGAAUACCUGGAGGAACAAGUUGGCACCAUCAGAGAGGAGGUGGCUCAACUGCACCAUGAGUUAAAUCUGAAAGAUGAACUUCUGCAAUUCUACACGAAUGCAGCAGAGGAGAGUGAAGAGGCGUCUGGAUUGCCCACGGGUCAAAAGGGCAGGGCAGGAGUGUCUGCUCCUGGUGGUUCCUCUCUGGACAUCCUGCAUCAGAAACUUCGAGACCUGGAGGAAGAAAACCUGACUCUCAGAUCAGAGGCGAGCCAUCUGAAGUCUGAGACGGAGUCAUAUGAGGAGAAAGAACAGCAGCUGGUGAAUGACUGUGUCAGAGAGCUGAGGCAAUCCAGCAUCCAGAUCUCCACCAUAGCAGAGGAGCUGGCCAAAAAGACAGAGGACGCCUCUCGCCAACAGGAAGAAAUCACACAUUUACUAUCACAGAUAGUGGACCUGCAGAAAAAAGCCAAAACUUAUGCUGUUGAGAAUGAAGAACUUUCUCAGCAUCUUUCGGCAGCUAAAGAUGCUCAGAGACAGCUCACAGCAGAGCUGCAGGAGCUGGAGGAUAAAUACUCUGAGUGUAUUGAGAUGCUUCAUGAGGCUCAAGAGGAACUCAAGAACUUACGGAACCGCAGCGUGUCCGCAGGAACUCCUCGGCGCUAUCACCAUAUGGGACUUUUUCCCAUGGACUCCCUGGCUGCUGAAAUUGAGGGAACCAUGAGGAAGGAACUGAGUCUUGAAAAUCCUGAAAAUGAAGAGCAAAAGGUCUGUCAUAAACGUGUGUUUGAGACUGUGAAAAACAUCAACCAAUCAGUGAGACAGCGCUCUUCUGCUCAUCCUGCCGCUAACAUCCCUGGGUCCAAUCAGACGCUCUCCAGCCUUAGCUCCACCCUCUCUGACAGCAGUAGCAACAAUGUCGCCCCUGACAACCGUACACAGAGCAUGCUCCAGGAGACCGACUCCACGGAUGCUGCCGUGGACGCCCGUGAGAAGCGAACCGGCUCCGAGGAGCUCAAACUCGCUCUGCGGCGACUGUCUCUACGGCGGCAGAACUGCCUGAGCGAGCGACUCUUUUUCGAGGGGGAGAGGGAACGGCGUUAUCAGGAGUCAACGGAAGGUGGAGAUUAUUUCAACAGGAUGGUGCACAGCGAGAGCAUCAUGUCACUGGGUGCUUGGACCAGCCGCCCCUAUCUUCCUGACAAACUCCAGAUUGUCAAACCUCUGGAAGGUUCAGCUACACUUCAGCUCUGGCAGAAGUUAGCUCAGCCCAACCUGGGUGGUAUCCUGGAUGCUCGGCCUGGUGUGGUCCCAAAAGGCUUCCGUCCUCUGGAACUGGACCUGGAGGAAGUUUGUCACUACGCUGAUUGUGAGGAAGACGAGCCUGGAGAGCAGUACUUCCAGAAUCUUCCGACUACAACUACACCCAAUCCCAAUGCCCCCACUGGCCAUAGCCAUGCCCCCUCAGUGUCCCCAUCGCCCUGUCUCAGCACAGGCCUUGGUUCCAUAGAGUUCUCAAUGUAUUUCCCUGGCAAAUGCAUGGCUCAUACCAGCUCUACCUACACCUUCACCACCUGCAAAAUCCUCCAUCCUUCUGAUGAACUAACCAGGGUGACGCCCAGCCUAAACCCCGUCCCAACCUCAUCCUGUGUGAUGUCAAGCAGUCUUAGAUCGACACCCGCUGCCACACCCUGCACUCCUCGUCGAAUGAGUCUGUCCCAGUCUCAGUCCUUCACCAACCUGAGAGACUCCACCAAAACCUUCAGCACAUCUUUGGGGCUAGUGCGCCUCCUCCAGGAGAGGGGUAUUUCCGCCGCAGUGUACCAGCCUCAGAGCUGGGACAGAGGAAGUGAAGGAGUCCUCUUCUCCACCUCUGUUCUUCCUCCCCCUCCUCCAGACCACCAGCGACCCUCCACCCCACCCAACUCCCCCACCCGUCACACUCCCAGCCCAGGUGCUGGGGUUUCAGAUUCAGAAACCCUCUUCUCUUUCAAGAGUCCAACCUAUGAGAACUUUCUGGCUUCCAAACCGGCACGGUCCAUUUUGAAAGAGGUGGCGGGGGUGUCCGGGUCUCAGGCAAUAGACUGUGAAAGCCAAACUGAUGUGAGUAUGUACAAUCUAAACUUGGUGGAUAAGCUCAAAAGGUUGGGUUUGGCAAGUCCAGGGGCUUCUGGGGCUACAGGGGGAGGGAUUCCAAGGACAAGUCCACUUAUAGGUCCUCUAGGUGGGCUUCGGAGGGCAGGUUCACCCUUUAGUCCACUUAACGAAGGCAUGAGGAGGAACCGUAGCUAUCCUGCUAUGGUUGGGGCCAGUAUGGCGAUGAAGGGGCCCGGCCCUCAAGGGGACGAAAUGCUACUGGCUCCUAAACUACCCAAGCAAACAAGUCUCAAAUAAUUGAUUAUGCAUAAUAAUGAGUCACACAAUCACACAUCCCUGCAUUUAAAACACUGUAAAAUACUGUAUAUUAUACUAAUAAACAUACAGAUUCCUAGUAAAACAUUUUAAUAAACACUUUAAAACUUAUACACAUUCACUUAAACACUACUUAUAACACAUAUGCACACUCAAAUGGAAGUUUAAAAUAUUUUAUUGGUAACAAUUUACAAUAAGGUUGUAAACGCUAACAUUAGUUAAAGGGCUAGUUCACCCAAUUCCCUCGUCAUUUACCAGAUGUGUGACUUUCUUCUACUGAACACAAACAAAUAUUUUUAGAAGAAUAUCUCAGCUCUUUAGGUCCAUACAAUGCAAGUGAAUGGUGGCCAGAAAUUUGAAGCUCCAAAAAGCACAUAAAUGCAGCAUAAACGUAAUCCAUACAACUCCAGUGUUUAAAUCUAUGUCAAUCUAUAACUUCAGAAGCGAUAUUAUAGGUGUGGGUGAGGAACAGAUCAAUAUUCAAGUCCUUUUUUACUAUAAAUGUCCACUUUCAUUUUCACUUUCACAUUCUUCUUCUUUUGUUUUUGGCAUUUCACAUUUUUCGUGCAUAUCGCCACCCACUGGGCAGGGAGGAGAAUUUAUUGUAAAAAAUGAGUGGAAAUAUUUUUCUAAUUAUCUUUGUAUUCAGCAGAAGAAAGAAAGUCAUGCACAUCUGGGAUGGCGUGAAGAUGAGAAAAUGAUGAGAGAAUUUUCAAUUUUGGGUGAACUUUCCCUUUAACACUAUAGUUAAUGUGAAAUAAAAAUACUUUUACAGCAUUUAUAAAUGUUGGUUAAUACUUAUUUCUACAUAUAGUAAUACAUUUAUAACAUUUAAAGUUGUAUAUUAACAUUAGUUAAUGCACUAUGAACUAACAAUAAUGCUAUAAAUUAACAUUAGCCAACAUUAAUAAAUGCUGUUAAUUAUUGCUAAUUCCUGAUUCCUAAUGCAUAAACUAAUGUUAAUGUAUACAACCUUAUUGUAAAGUGUUUUCAUUUUAUCCAAACAGAUUUGUCGUCUACACACUAACUGCCCAGUUUUGCCCUGUACAAUCUUGUGUAAAAUAUUCUGGUACUAAUGGUAAUAUCACUACUAUAUUGCUUUGAUUUUAACCUUUGACCUCACUUUGAUAUCACUGCGCACAUGCAGGAAGGAAUAAUCCUUUGGGAGAAAAGCCAAAUUAACUGUCAAUCACAUCUGCUGUAUGAUUAAAUCACUGUAAAUUAUGACAAUUUUCAGUGCAGUUAGCAGACUUGAGUUGUAGUUUUCCAUGUACGUAGUGAGCUUAUGACUCACAGUUCAUUGUAAGAACAUUUCCCGGAUAUAUUAAAGCAUGACAGAUAUUGAUCUGGGAUCAGUGGUGUUUUCUCACUGCUUUGGGGGUUGUGACUCUAGAAACGUUUUCUCCCCAGGUGCCUGCUGGUAUUUGAAGGGUGACAUUCACACAGCAGAGACUGAUGUAUUGAUGCUGGUGUAGAGAGAAUGUAGGUUAAGAUUAAAGAUGCAUCUCACCACACUCUCAACCCUUUUCCUCUGUUUGUCUCUUCCUUUGACUCUACCAUGGGUCUUUCUUUCUUAUGCAGAUGAGUCUUUAAUAAUUAAUUGAUAAUGGUAGCUUUUGACUUGAUGAAUGGGUGAAUGAGUUAAAGUUUGGCUAGAUAGAUGAAUAGGUUUAAAAAAGGGCAACAUUGGAUGUGCUGCUGUCUUGCUGGUUUUCUGAUAAGCAGCAAGUGCCUGUAUUUAAGAUCUGUGUCCUCUGUUAAGCCAGUGUUGUACUGAAUGAAUCAUUUAAGAACCUGUUGAGCAAUUUAAAGUAGACUGAGCACUGAGCAAUUGUAUUGAACUAUUUAAUUCAACUUUUUUGUUCAUUCACAUUCUUGAAAUUUGCACUUCAAUGUUCCUAAGUACAGUUUAAAACUACUGUCUGUUUCAUUAAGUUAGCUACAUAAUAUUCAUUUGAAGUUGUUCAGUAUAUGUAUCUCAGUUUUUGGGGGGGCUUUUUGCUCUCAGGUAAUGUUACAGUAGCAAAAGCAUUAGUGACUACCCACUAUUUUUUUUUAUUAUUAUUUUGUUUUCAAAUAAAAAAUACUUAAAAUUGCAAUUUCUCACCUGUCAAUGUUCAGAGCUGUCGCUAGAGGGCACUGUGCACUCAUUCAUUGCUAUUUAUACGGUAACUGAACAAAGAUAGAUAGAUAGAUAGAUAGAUAGCAGGGGCGGUUCUAGA